Setaria italica (foxtail millet) is the source of this 3257-nucleotide messenger RNA. RefSeq lists its product as uncharacterized. Bases 400 to 3066 code for a protein of 888 amino acids. NCBI's taxonomy places the organism in Eukaryota, Viridiplantae, Streptophyta, Magnoliopsida, Poales, Poaceae. The record is from RefSeq and is a predicted model, not a curated record. The transcript is spliced from 6 exons.
UGAGGGGGGAAAGGCGGAAGAAGCUUUCGCUUUCCCGGCUGUUGCUUUCCUUCCGCCCUCUCUUCUCUACAUGGGCUGUAGUAAUUAUUAUUCGUGAGUGCCGCCAUAAGCGCGCAUCAACAAACAAGAGCCUCGACCUCCCGCGGCGUACCUCUCCUCUCCAUCUCUCUUCUCGCCUCCCGCGGCGCCCGGGUUCCCACGGCUGGAGGAGCUGCGGCGAGGCCUCUGCCUGUGCACGCGACGGCCGGCGGCUGGUCGUCGGAGCCGCGUGCCGACUGCGGAGAGGAGGCGACGUCAGGACGAGAUCCUUGGAUGAUAAGAAAGUCAAUCUCCUUCGUCCUGCAGAGACUCUGAUAUCGCCAUCGAAGCACACGCUGGAUCUCCCUGGCUGGCACCAUCAUGCUGCAGUACCUGGACUUCUCUCAUGCCAGCACCUCAAGGAAGUGGGGGCACAAGAGACAGGGCGAUGGAUUUGAAGCUCCAAGAAACAGCAUGGAGUUCGCCUUGGAGGCUUCCCACAGCUACGGCGUUUUCCAAGAGGAUGUCCCGUAUUCCUGCAAUAUGAGGCAGUAUCCAAAAUCCGGGCCCAGCCACAGCUCUACCCCAAUCAAGAAGCUGAUCCAUGAGGACAUUUCCUUCAGAACAAAUGAAGGCCAGAAGAGGCCCAGCGUCAUCGCCAGACUGAUGGGCAUGGAUUCACCUCCACUGAACACAAGCACUGAAUCCAUCAGCCGUUCAGAAGAAAGAAGAUCAGUGCCAAGAAGCAGAGAUCCUUCUGAAAUGAUCUCAACCAAGCAUGUCUCCUUCGUGCCACACGAUAAGGACUCCAUCAAGCAUGCACCAAAGCAAGAAAUCCGAGCCUACGACGACGAGAGGGAUGUGUUUGGGCAUCCUAGCAAGAGGAACAAUGAGUGGAGUAAGCCGCAGCCGCGAGAGCACCCGCAAGAGGAGGAGCUGCAGAAGUUCAAGAAGGAGUUCGAGGCAUGGCAGGCGAGCAGAGCAUGGGAGCAAUCAAGAAGUUUUGAACUGGAGAGCAACCUCGAUGACGACGACGAUGACAAGUGCACGGAUAUCGUGCCGUACAGGCACCAGCACCACAAAGGGAAAGAUGCUAGCAGUGGCAACAAGUACAUUCACUCCAAUGACGAUGUGCAUCGGAGAAGAAGCAAGGAGAGCAGCACAUCAAUUUCCGGCAGCCGUACGUUCUCUCUGGCGAGCGCAGACGCGUGUUCCACGAGGCUGCCACUCUCCAGGUUCUACCACGAGGAGGAGAGGUCGUUGUCGCCGACGAGGAUCGUCGUCCUGAAGCCCUGCCCGGAGCUGAGCAUGGACGACAUCGAGGAGUCGUCGCUGGGGUCGCCGGAGCUGGUGAAGAAGGAGAACAACAUGGAGGCCUUCCUCGAGGAGGUGAAGAAGAGGCUAAAGAUUGAGCUCGAGGGGAGCAUGGCCUCCGACGACAAGGCGAACCGGUGGGCCGUCGGCGACAUCCCGGCCGACCCGAAGAAGAUCGCUCGGAACAUCGCAAACCAGAUCAGGGAGAACGUCACGAGGGACUUGCACCCGGCGCUGGUGCGGUCGGAGUCGACACGAUCAUACCGCAGCGACGUGCCAUUCAAUGGCCAGAACCAGAUGGAUUACAUCGGCAGAGAUGCCAGGAGGCAGCUCUCUGACAGGCUGAAGAACGUGCUGCGAAGGGAGCCGGACGCCGAGCCGCCGUUCUCUCACCGGAGAAGGGCCGCCUCGACGUCGUUCGACGAGGAGCCGAGGCCCAAGCCAAGGCACGACAUGGCAUCAAGGAAGGGGAAGAUCAGGAGGAAGGAGGAGAAGAAGUGCGCGAUCGAGUCCGACGUCAGGUCCUUCAGAUACGGAUCAUCAAACAAGACACCAACGACCCAAUUGGACUCGGAGCCGGUAUCGCCGAGAAACCUCAUGAGGUCGUUCUCGGCGCCGGUGUCCGGGACGACCUUCGUGAAGCUCCUCUCGGAGGAGCCCCGGGUGCUGACCGGCGCACGGCUGCAGCGCAAGCAGGAAGGCUACGGGAGCAGGCCGUCGUCGUCAGAGGAGAGGAAAGGGAGGAAGGACGCUUUCGGCAUCAAAGGCAAGGUGUCCAACUUGAGGCAGAACCUGGGGCUCAGAGCCAAGCUGUUCGGCAAGAAGUUCCACGCCUCCGACGAGUCGUCGUUCCCGGACGACCUCCCUCCGAUCGGCACGCUGGUCACCGCACCUUCGGUUCUCAUACACCCCGGCGUUCUCCAGGAGAACUCAACCGAGGUGCCGCCGAGCCCGGCGUCGUGGUGCAGCAGCCCGCCUGACGAGAUGAGCAGGGGAGGCUACCCAAGUCCUGUCUCGCCGUUGGAGGCCGCCUUCAGCGGGCACCGAUCGCCCUUGAGGACGGCAACAAAGGACAUGAUCUCAAGUGGUUGUGAACCAGGAAUCUUGUCAGAACAAUUUCAGACGACUGAAGAACGAGCUGAGACAAGUCCUGUCCUGGACGACCAGGACGACGACAUGGACGAGUUAGAUCACCCUAUCAAAUCCUUCAUCAGAGACGUUCUCGUUGUCGCCGGCAUGUACAGAUCGAGGCAGAAUCCCGUCAACUUGUUAUCAGACUGCGAAGCUAAGCCGAUCCCCAAGCGGGUGUUGGAGGAAGUCGAGUUCUCGUCCUCAACCGUGGCAGCUUCAUCCAAUGUCGGUGCGGCAGCCAUCGACCACCGGCUCCUCUUCGACCUGAUCAACGAGGCGCUCCCAGGAGCUGUCCGGUCCUCGACGACGCUCUGCACAUUCGACAAGUUCUAUGCCGCAGCACCAAGAAGAGCCCCCGGCGGCAAGAAGCUUCUAGAGGCACUGUGGAAGUCCGUGCAGGUGUGGCUAGAACCUCCAAGCCAUAGUAAGACGUCGAGCUCUGCCUCCGUGGACGUGCUGAUCGGCCGUGACCUGAGCAUGUCAGCGUGGCAUGGUGCGUUCCGUGACGACGCCGACGCGUUCGGAGAAGAGGUGGAGGCGGAGAUACUGGACGAGCUGGUUGAUGAGAUGGUGUGGGACGUGCUCCUCAACGUGGGGGACUGAUGAUUCGUAGGUCUCUUCUGACGAGUAUACUUGUACAUUUUAGGGUGCCUUUUUUUUUUUACCUCUUCUGAGUGCUUGCUGGAAUUGCGAUCGUGUGUUAGGUGAGUGAAAAAUGUAACUAUGUUUGCGCGUGGAGAAUUCUAAAUUUACACUAAGAAAUGCAUAAAGAAGCAAAAAUAGAGUGGAUUUAG